AUGCUCGUGAAAGCGGUGUCUCUCGAUUCCAAUAGUGUUGUCGAUGAGGAGGUCGAUACAGACUAUAUUCUGUAUAUUUGCAGCAAUUUCAUCAUUGUCGAUCAUAAUAAGCUGGUCCAUUUUGCACAUCUCUCGGUUCAAGAAUAUCUGAUGAACGGCGCAAAGCACGGGUAUAGCACCGUCGACGCACACAACCAGACAGCAAUGGAUUCCCUACUAUAUUUGCUUGCGAGUAAUUUUAAAAAUGGCACUGACACCGGCAAGAAAGACGAGUUGCUUGAACUUACAGCAUUGUAUUGGCCGUUCCAUUAUAGCUUCGCAUUGGUGAAUGAGGGAAAAGGAACCCCACUACAGGCUCUCCUCAAGAAGUUCCUGGUCGCUGGAGAGAUUAGAAAUGGCUUUACCACAAGAUUUGAAAAUCUGACCAGCUGCUUUGCAGAGCUUACACCCUCACGAGGCUGA
This is a messenger RNA of Aspergillus ruber CBS 135680, 462 nucleotides long. RefSeq lists its product as uncharacterized. The coding region runs from base 1 to 462 and encodes 153 amino acids. The record is from RefSeq and is a predicted model, not a curated record. Lineage: Eukaryota; Fungi; Ascomycota; Eurotiomycetes; Eurotiales; Aspergillaceae. The transcript has a single exon.